AUGACCUCCAACACGCCCUUCUUCUCCAACUUCCUCGCCGCCUUCCGCGCCCAGAGCGCCUCCAUCCAGAAAGCCGCCGCGACCGCCGCCGGCGCAGCGCCAGGAGCAGCAACAGCAUCGGCGGCGGCAGCGGCGGCGGCGGCGUCGCAGCAAGUAAGCACCUCGGCACCGCCGCCGGGAAGAACGACGAUAGCAGCGACGAAGGCGAGGAGUCUGUCGCCGUCUCCGGGACCUACGACGGCGGCCGUGCAGGGUAGUACUACCUCCACUACCGCUGCUAAUACUACCACGGGUCACGCCCAUCAUCGUGGAGCAGGAGGAGGAGGACAUCACCACCAUACGCAUCAUACCCAUCACCACCACCACGCUCGACAGCAUACACAGCACCACUCGUUCCACCCGUCGCGCCAACACACGCCCCCGACGUACACGCGCUCGACGUCCCCGGCGCAUACCACGACUCCGCUCGUCGGCGGCGCCAGCAGCGGCGGGAAUCCAAAGACCCCGGGUUUCCACCAUGCUCAUCCUCAUCCGGCGGCGAUUUCGAUCCCAGGGCGACCGCGCGAUCGGCGCGGGAGCGAUAGUUCGAGCGAUGGCGGCGGUAGCGGUGGUGGUAGCGGUGGCGCCGGGAGGUUCAGAGAGGUGCUGGGCGGGGAGAAGUGGUACAUUGGCGGGCGGACGGCGGGUGGGGAGGAACGGUUUUACAAGUUGGGGUUGGUGAGGAGGGAGAGGAGUGUGGACCGGUUGAGUUUGGAUCGGUUGAGCGUUUAG
Westerdykella ornata is the source of this 771-nucleotide messenger RNA. RefSeq lists its product as uncharacterized. Bases 1 to 771 code for a protein of 256 amino acids. Lineage: Eukaryota; Fungi; Ascomycota; Dothideomycetes; Pleosporales; Sporormiaceae. The transcript has a single exon. The record is from RefSeq and is a predicted model, not a curated record.